AUGGCCUGCGACUUUGUUAAACAACACAACACUAAAGUUUUAAGUGAAUUGGACUUCACCGACAAGCAAGACUAUGCUGACGCAAGCCAUGGAUUUAUGUGUACAAUUGAAGGAGGUGCAAUUUCUAAUAACAAAGGUGGUGAAGUUUUUAAUUUCCAUGACACUGACUUUCUCGAAAAAGAAUGUCCCGAAACAGUCAACCCAUCACUUUGGAGACAAUGCCAACUCAAUCGCAUUCAUGGGCUCUUCGAAGUGAUUCCACAUAAAGUGUACCAAUUCCGAGGCUUUGACAUUGCAAAUAUGACAUUUGUACGAGGCGAGAAAGGGUGGGUUGUCAUCGACACGUUAUGUUGUCUUGAAAGUGCAGCUGCUGGCAUUCAAUUAGUUCGUGACAAAGUAGCUGACCUUCCCGUUACAGCUGUCUUAUUAACUCACUCGCACGGAGACCACAUUAAAGGGCUUAAUUCCGUCUUAGAAGAAAACACCGAAGUUUAUAUUCCAAAGGAUUUUUUCAAGGUGAUGGUCUCUGAAAAUCUGUUGGCUGGUGUAGCCAUGGAGAGGCGAUGUGUUUAUAUGUUUGGGUCCAAUUUAGAAAAGAGUCCGAAAGGGUGGGUUGGGUGUGGUCUCGGUACUGAAAGUGGUGCUGGUCAGAUCAGUACAUUUGCGCCCAAACAUUACGUUGAGAUAGUUGAAGACACCACAAAAAUUGUAGAUGGUAUCACAAUCGACUUUAUGUAUACGCCGAAUGCAGAAGCACCAACGGAAAUGAUGAUGUACUUCCCAGAACUUAAGGCGAUAUGCACUGCUGAAGAGAUCAAUCGACUUCAACACAACUUAUAUACUCUUAGAGGUGCACAAGUCAGAAAUGGGAAAGAUUGGUCGAAAUAUAUUGAUAAUAUAUUGGUAAGAUAUGCAGACAAAUUGGACUAUUCGUUUGGUACACACAACUGGCCGACUUUUGGAAAUGAAAAUAUCGUGAAAUACUACGAGAAGCAGAGAGACUUAUACAAAUACAUCCACGACCAAACGUUGAGACAAGUCAACUUGGGAACAACACUCAACGAACUCCCAGAAAAAGUGGUUCUCCCAAAGAGUCUGUCUUCCGUGUUUUAUAACAGAGACUACUAUGGUACAGUGUCACACAAUUGUAGAGCACAAUGCCAGUACUACCUUGGAUUUUAUGAUGCCAAUCCAGCCAAUUUGAAUCCAUUGACGCCUGUUAAUUUGGGAACAAAAUAUGUUGAAGCUAUUGGUGGAGAGGAGAGGUGCAUAACAAUUGCAGAAGACUCUUUUAAGAAUGGCGAAUACCAAUGGGCAAUUACUCUAUUAAACAAUGUUGUGUUCAAGAAUCCAAGAAAUGAAAAGGCAAGAUAUUUACUUGCAGAUAUCUAUACCCAGACAGCAUAUAUGCAAGAAAGUGCAGUGUGGAGAAAUUGCUAUUUAACAGCCGCCUUCGAACUUCGACUGAAAAGUGGGAAUGAGGAACAGUUCAAUGGAGAGAGCAACGUCAACGACAGAAUACUCCUCAAAUUGCCAAUCGCUUAUUUGUUCGAUGUAUUCGCUGUUUCCUUGGACCCGACUCCUGUCGAAGGUAUUGAUCUUUCCUUUAAUAUCACUUUUACAGAUACAAAAGAAAAUGGCUAUCUCUUGUUGAAAAAUUCUGUUUUGAAUAAUCGAAGUGCUCUUGUUGCUAAUUGUGUCACAACUGUGAAGUGCACAAAAAGUGACUUGGUGAAUCUGAUACUAAACAGAAUCUCCAAAGAAACAUUUUUGAAACAAAAUGAGGCAACUGGAAAUAUUGAGGAUUUCUUCACCUUGCUCAAUUCAAUCAAAAUAGCCACUCCAAAAUUCGCUGUUGUCGAGCCUUGA
Messenger RNA from Entamoeba invadens IP1, 1869 nucleotides. Its product is annotated as alkyl/aryl-sulfatase BDS1, putative. The transcript has a single exon. The record is from RefSeq and is a predicted model, not a curated record. Gene Ontology annotation, molecular function: protein dimerization activity; linear primary-alkylsulfatase activity. Bases 1 to 1869 code for a protein of 622 amino acids. NCBI's taxonomy places the organism in Eukaryota, Evosea, Mastigamoebida, Endamoebidae. Gene Ontology annotation, biological process: dodecyl sulfate metabolic process.